This is a messenger RNA of Drosophila guanche, 1648 nucleotides long. It is a transcript of the gene MAPk-Ak2, whose product is annotated as MAP kinase-activated protein kinase 2. The coding region runs from base 156 to 1232 and encodes 358 amino acids. Gene Ontology annotation, cellular component: nucleus; cytoplasm. The transcript has 4 exons. Gene Ontology annotation, molecular function: calmodulin binding; calcium-dependent protein serine/threonine kinase activity; mitogen-activated protein kinase binding. The record is from RefSeq and is a predicted model, not a curated record. NCBI's taxonomy places the organism in Eukaryota, Metazoa, Arthropoda, Insecta, Diptera, Drosophilidae. Gene Ontology annotation, biological process: intracellular signal transduction; protein autophosphorylation; peptidyl-serine phosphorylation.
AUGUAAAUUGUGUAAUUUUUUCCCAAACUUAAAAUAUUCACCGAGGGAGCCUAAUUGGGCCCGAGGCCUGCCAACGCUCUCCCUCCCACCCACUCUGGUUGUGAAAACCGAAUGGCGGUGAACGGAAAGCUGUUCAGAGAUCAGACCCAAUCAGAAUGCUUUCGCUGCAGAAUCAACGGCAACCGAAAACAAGCGCCCUGGUGGACGACUAUGAAAUCUCGGACACUGUGCUAGGCCUGGGCAUCAACGGCAAGGUGGUGCAGUGCACCAAUCGGCGCACCAAACAGAACUACGCCCUUAAGGUGCUGCUGGACAAUGAGAAGGCCCGGCGCGAGGUCGAUCUGCAUUGGCGUGUCAGCGGCUGCAAGCACAUCGUCAACAUAAUCGAUGUCUACGAGAAUACGUACAGCGGCCGCAAGUGCCUGCUGGUUGUGAUGGAGUGCAUGGAGGGCGGCGAGCUCUUCCAGCGCAUCCAGGACAAGGCCGAUGGGGCGUUCACGGAACGCGAGGCGGCACAGAUAAUGCACGAGAUCUGUGCGGCGAUAGACUAUCUGCAUAGUCGCGAUAUCGCGCAUCGCGAUCUUAAGCCCGAGAACUUGCUCUACACCACAUCCCAGCCAAAUGCGAUCCUGAAACUGACAGACUUUGGCUUUGCCAAAGAGACCUUCACCAACGACACCCUCCAGACGCCCUGCUACACGCCGUACUAUGUUGCUCCCGAAGUGCUGGGACCCGAGAAAUAUGAUAAAAGCUGCGACAUCUGGUCGCUGGGAGUGGUCAUGUACAUUAUUAUGUGCGGCUUUCCGCCGUUCUACAGCAACAAUGGUUUGGCCAUUUCGCCGGGCAUGAAGAAGCGCAUCCGCACCGGGCAGUAUGAUUUUCCCGAUCCAGAGUGGACGAACGUUAGCCAGUCGGCCAAGGACUUGAUCAAGGGCAUGCUGAAUGUGGAUCCCAGCAAGCGUUUGCGCAUCCAGGAUGUGAUACGCAACAAGUGGAUUGCCCAGUAUAAUGCUGUGCCACAGACACCGCUCUGCACUGGCCGCAUGCUCAAGGAGGGUGAGGAGACCUGGCCGGAGGUGCAGGAGGAAAUGACCCGAUCCCUGGCCACCAUGCGAGUGGACUACGAUCAGAUGCAAAUCAAGGCGCUGGACAAGUCGAACAAUCCACUGCUGACAAAGCGAAGGAAAAAGAUUGAGGAGAUCUAUGGAACAUAUGGCACGGCACGAAACUAGACAAAAACAGAACGCAAACAGAGCAACAAGAAAACAUACAACAUGCUACAUACUACUACGGCCAAUCCCCGAGUGAGAGUGAGGAGCAGUAAGGAGCAAGAAUAGGUAGAAAGGAGUAGGAGUAGGAGAAGAAUGGAGUACACACGGGCACGACAGAGGCCAUCAAAUCAGACGAUGGUUGUUUUUACCACAUAAGAAAGGACAAAGUUGCAGUGCGCUGCAUAAACUAAUGCUAUAACUAGCGAAAGCCACUACUACUACUACUAUAACUAAAAACUAAACAAACUACUCCAUGAUGUUGUGUUACGUUAUGUUUUACGUUUUCUUUCCUUGUCCAUUUAUCUAAUGUAUGUAUUGUGUAUGUAUAAUCCAUUUCCAGGAUAAAGGUUCUUAGGGUAUAUUUGUAGUCUGAAAAG